ACACUGGAAAGGGGCGUGAAGGGAAACGAUUGGGAAGGAGUGGCGCUGGAGGCGGGCAGGGCGGGCAGAGGCAGCAGUCGACAGUGCAGGUUCGAGCCAACGUGCGAGAGGGAGGCAGAGAGAGAGAGAGAGAGAGAGGAGCGAGCGCACAGCGAAGCCCAGCCAUGCGUUCUGGAAUCUCUCUUCACGAUGUAGUCAUUGAGAAGUUCAACUUAAUGAAGAUUCCGAAGCCAGGUCAAGCCAAGAGAAAAUUUCUCCGUCUGCGCCUCAGCGAGGAUGGGAAACAUCUGGUGGAGGAUGAUGAAUGUGAGACACAGCAGCAAACCUGCACAGAUGGAUACAAGCAAUUAUUAAGCCACCUACAAUCGAAACACUGCUGCUUUUUGAUUUGUGAUAUCUCUUAUGACACAAAUGAUUCGCUUACCAGGGAAGAUCUGAUCUUAAUACAGUGGUGUCCAUCUGAAGCAGCUAUAAAGGAAAGGGUGCAGUUCUCAUCAACAAAAGAAGAAGUCAAGAGCAAACUGAGAGGUAUCAGGUUUGACCUGGAGGUCAAUUCCUUGGAUGACAUAGACCUAAGCAUCCUCGCUGAUAAGCUGGGAAAAAAUGUUGUGAGAAUAGAAGGGGUACCAGUGUGAUCCUGUACUGAACAACACUGUUGAAAGUAAUGUAUUGUGCCUUGAUAGAUAUAUACCCAAGGCCACUUCAGUCUAUUUUUGACUCUUCAAUAUUCCAAGCUGUCACUUUGUAAUGUUUUUGAGUAAAAAUGAAAUUCUUUCUCUCUUUUAGACCAGCAUUUGUUUUCUUUCAUAUGCAGUGCCUCUUGCUGUUAAUGACUUUGGAAAAUAUCUGCCAACAUUUUACUGCUCUGAAUCAGUUUUUGGAAUAAUUUAAAAUUUAACGACUGUUACAACCCUAAACUCAAUGUUAAAAAAUGGUUGUGCUUCAAGUUCACAUGCAGUGUAAUUACGUUUGAGCAAUCUAUAAUACAUUUUGAUACUUGAUGUUUUCCAUUCUAUCUAUUCGAUCUUUGACCUUUCUUAUUAAAGGAUUUCUGAUAAUAUUUGGUAAGGUAUUUGCUGUUGAUAAAUGAACCUGUAGUCUGCAAUAAUAAACCUUCAUUGGAACAAAAUGAA
This is a messenger RNA of Pristis pectinata (smalltooth sawfish), 1133 nucleotides long. Its product is annotated as cofilin-2-like. The coding region runs from base 165 to 635 and encodes 156 amino acids. The transcript is spliced from 4 exons. The record is from RefSeq and is a predicted model, not a curated record. NCBI's taxonomy places the organism in Eukaryota, Metazoa, Chordata, Chondrichthyes, Rhinopristiformes, Pristidae. Gene Ontology annotation, molecular function: actin filament binding. Gene Ontology annotation, biological process: cell motility; actin filament fragmentation; actin filament severing. Gene Ontology annotation, cellular component: cytoplasm; actin cytoskeleton; actin cortical patch.